Molecule: messenger RNA, 817 nt
Organism: Carya illinoinensis
Lineage: Eukaryota; Viridiplantae; Streptophyta; Magnoliopsida; Fagales; Juglandaceae
Product: protein TIFY 5A
Exons: 3
Coding region: 123-551 (142 amino acids)
Biological process (GO): regulation of defense response; regulation of jasmonic acid mediated signaling pathway; response to wounding
Cellular component (GO): nucleus
Source: RefSeq, a predicted model, not a curated record
UAUAACCUAUCUUCUUCGCCUACAAUAUUUGUCUUCCACCUCUGUCAUAUGAUCAAUUCCUACACUACUCCGAAAGGCAGGAACCCUUUUUUAUUUUCUUGGCCGCCACCAGAUCUCUCAGUAUGAGGAGGAAUUGUAACUUGGAACUUCGCCUUUUUCCCUACUCUUCCUCUCUUUCUUCCAUUGACUCCGAUCACGGCCAUCCCAUGAUAUUGGAAGAGAAUAAUGGAAGCCCUCAACAGAAACACCUAGAGCAGCAGCAGCAGCAGCAGCAACAACCGCUGACCAUCUUUUACAAUGGAAAGAUUUGCGUUUCUGAUGUUACAGAGUUUCAGGCUAGAGCUAUUCUAUUGUUUGCCAAUAAAGAAAUAGAGGAAAGAAUGAGAACAACUACUCCAACUGGGUCUAGCCCCACUUCACCAAGCUGCCUGCAAUCUCCGCUAUAUAGCCCCACUCCUGGUCUUUCUAUGAAGAAGUCACUGCAGCGGUUUCUCCAGAAGCGAAAGCAUCGCAACCAGGCAACAUCACCUUACCAUCAAUAUCAUCAUUAGCCAAUCAAUACAUGAUCAUCUCUCUCUCUCUCUCUCUCUCUCUCUCUCUCUCUCUCUCUCUCUCUCUCUAUAUAUAUAUAUAUAUAUAUUAUAUAAUUGACAUUGAGUUGUUUAAUUACGUGCGUAUUGAAGACUGGAGAGAUGAUGAUCUUUUAGAAUUUCUACAAAUCCUAGCUAGUUAUGUUGUGUAUAUAUAAUUGUUAUUAUUAUUGUUUUGUUGAGUUUUGAACAUGGAUAAAGUUUUGAUGAUCUUGGACGUUUCUGAA